AUGGCCAUCUUCGACUCCAUCGGCUCCAACUCUUCCUCCGGCGGCCUCCCCGGCGCCCUCGUCCGCCUCGUCCUCCGCUUCUUCCAAUUCAUCCUCGCCCUCACCGUCGCCGGCCUCUACGGCACGGAUCUCCACCACGCGCACCAACAAAACAAGUACACUGAUGGAAAAUGGGUGUUUGCUGAAAUCGUGGCGGGUCUGGCGGCCGUGACGGUGUUGGUGUAUGGGGUGCCAUUUUUCAAGUCGUAUUGGGCGUUUGGGUGGGAUUGGGUGAUGUUCGCCCUCUGGACCGCCCUCUUCGGCCUCUUCGGCCGCAUCUACAUCCCUGCCCACCCAACCCCGAAACAAGGCGGUAUCCACCGCAUGAAGAACGCCGUCUGGGUCGAUCUGGUCAAUAUGCUGCUCUGGCUCGUCACGGCGAGUUAUGCUACGGUGAUCUUUUUGAGGAAUCGGGGGAGUGGGAGGACGUUGCAUACGGGCAGGGCGAAGGUGUAG
This is a messenger RNA of Recurvomyces mirabilis, 495 nucleotides long. RefSeq lists its product as uncharacterized. Bases 1 to 495 code for a protein of 164 amino acids. The record is from RefSeq and is a predicted model, not a curated record. The transcript has 2 exons. Lineage: Eukaryota; Fungi; Ascomycota; Dothideomycetes; Mycosphaerellales; Teratosphaeriaceae.